Messenger RNA from Suillus paluster, 693 nucleotides. RefSeq lists its product as uncharacterized. NCBI's taxonomy places the organism in Eukaryota, Fungi, Basidiomycota, Agaricomycetes, Boletales, Suillaceae. Bases 101 to 325 code for a protein of 74 amino acids. The transcript has 3 exons. The record is from RefSeq and is a predicted model, not a curated record.
UGCGCUUCCUCCAGAUUCAUCUAUCCACGACGAUAACAUAGUCCCACGCAUCACAUAUAGUAUUAUUCUGGCAUGUCACUCCCAAUAACCCUCUUUGGACAUGCGAUCCUUUCUGGCCCUCUUUCCUCACAACUCCAUAGCUUGUGCUGCCACGCCUCCUUCACCUCCCUCCGAUGAUAACAGCACCCUUGUUGAUCUUACGGUUCAUGAGACGCUUUUGGACUGCUGCAUGGGAAGCAUCGAGGAGAAAGCAUAUAUAGCUCCUCCUACCAGUGACAGAUAUCAACCUCACACACUUCUGUGCAGCUUCGACUAUCGACGAUAACAAGCUCGUCGCAUGUUAAUAAAGUGGCGUAUUCAUCGCGGGCGCUGGCGAGUUGGUCCGGAGCGUCGUGUGGUAGACAUACAGUGCAGCAGUUCAACUCGUCAGUGUCAGAAAGACAGGCGUACACGACCGCUCGGAUAGCGUUACGAGUAUCUUUACUUCAUUCUGCGCUACAUAUUUAAGGCGACAGACACCCGUCCCCACACCUCAGUCUCGUUAACCGUUGACUGAGGCUCGUGCACUAGCUCUUACCUUUGAUACUCUGCUACUUCUCCGGCUACCUUAAAAGCCCGCCUAUCAACAAUUGCUCGUUCAUCCAGGUCAUGCAUUGCCUAUUAUUGAUGUUACUCUUGCGCAGAGGUAAAGAG